Gloeophyllum trabeum ATCC 11539 is the source of this 339-nucleotide messenger RNA. RefSeq names its product SOH1-domain-containing protein. Gene Ontology annotation, molecular function: transcription coregulator activity. NCBI's taxonomy places the organism in Eukaryota, Fungi, Basidiomycota, Agaricomycetes, Gloeophyllales, Gloeophyllaceae. The coding region runs from base 1 to 339 and encodes 112 amino acids. The transcript is spliced from 2 exons. Gene Ontology annotation, biological process: regulation of transcription by RNA polymerase II. Gene Ontology annotation, cellular component: core mediator complex; mediator complex. The record is from RefSeq and is a predicted model, not a curated record.
AUGUCGACUCCAGCACUCCAGAUACACGAACCAAACGAUACCAGAGCGGCGAACCGGGCCCGGUUCGAACUCGAACUCGAAUUCGUGCAAGCGCUCGCGAAUCCGUUCUACUUGCAUUCGCUCGGACAGCAGGGGAUUUUGGACCAGCCAGCUUUCAUAAAUUUUAUGGAAUAUUUGCAAUACUGGAAGGACAAGGACUACGCAAGAUUCAUCCACUACCCGCACGCUCUUCACCACCUCGACCUCCUACAACAUGCCCAGUUUCGGGCAGAAAUCCGGAAAGACGAAUGGAGAGAAUAUCUUAACCAGAAGCAGUUUGAUCAUUGGCGGACUUGGUGA